Hyposmocoma kahamanoa is the source of this 4424-nucleotide messenger RNA. RefSeq names its product THO complex subunit 2 (gene tho2). Lineage: Eukaryota; Metazoa; Arthropoda; Insecta; Lepidoptera; Cosmopterigidae. The record is from RefSeq and is a predicted model, not a curated record. Gene Ontology annotation, biological process: mRNA export from nucleus; mRNA processing. Bases 75 to 4334 code for a protein of 1419 amino acids. Gene Ontology annotation, molecular function: mRNA binding. The transcript has 30 exons. Gene Ontology annotation, cellular component: THO complex part of transcription export complex.
CAUGGCCGCGGCGUUUGGGGUGUCUUUAUAUUGACGAAAUAUUUUUUCAAAAUUCGUUUUAGGUCCCUUUCGCCAUGGGAUCGUACCCAAAGUUUGUAGCUGAAUAUUGCAAGGUGUGGGAAAAAUCAGGAAAAGAGCAAUUCAUCAAAUAUGUGACACAAUCUAUCAAAGAUGAUGACAAAAGCCCCUUGUUUACAAAAUCGGGCAAGCUAUCGGGCUUGUCUCUAAACAUAUAUGACUUACUACUGAGUGGCCUCAAAGGUGCACUCAAGAAAGAUGCUGUCCUCUCUGUACUCAAAGAAAUCUCUACUUUGCAUGCAGAUAUACCAUCAAUAAUUCUAGAUGUGGUAUGCAUACUAGAUGCAGAAACUUGUACAGAUGUGCAGAGUGAGCACAGAGCAAACUUUUGCUACAUCGUUCGAGAACUUGAAUCCUUUAUGUCUGACAAAUUGCUGAAAGAAAGACUGGAAAUUGACACAUUACAGGAUGUAGGAACAUUGAAAAACAAAACCUUUUACACAAAAUUUAUUAAAAUCAAAACUAAGUUGUAUUAUAAACAACGUAAGUUCAAUUUAUUUAGAGAGGAAAGUGAAGGUUAUUCUAAGUUAAUAGUGGAGUUAAAUCAAGAGAUUAGUGAAGACACAGAAUGGAAAACUAUUUUGGAGAUUAUUCAAUCCCUUAUAGGUUGUUUUAAUUUGGAUCCUAACCGUGUUCUGGAUAUUAUAUUAGAGUCUUUUGAGGCACGGCCACAGCUAGACAAGCUUUUUAUAGCCCUCAUAAAGAAUUACAUGGGAGACCCUCAAGUGAUUUCUGAAGUGCUUGGUUUUAAGUUAGGGAACAUGGAAGUUUUGGAGAGUUAUAAGGAGCCACCACCUUUGAUGACUGUGAUAGCCUUGCUCUUGCAGCAUCAAGUAAUAUCACUUGAUGAUAUUUAUCCAUGGUUGAGACCAGAUGAUUCUAUUAUGGCGAAAGAAGCAGAUAAAGAAGUAAAAUCGGCUCAAGAGUAUAUAAGAAAAUUAAACAUUGUUUCCACCAAAGGACCUCAGGCUAAUGCCCCCACCGAUUUUAUUGAAGAAAAAGCGGAUCCACAGGAAUACUGGAGCAAUCAGAAGCUAGUGCUAAGUGAAGCUUUGUUGAAAGUAACGGCGUGGCGCGAGUUUGCCGCUCUGGCUGCACGUCUCCCCACAGCAGCGAUGCCCGCUCGGCCCGCCACAGCAUUGUGCAACAUGGUACAUGCCAUUAUAGAGCCACUUUAUAGAACCCAUUGUAGAGUAGCCCCCAAGAUUAUUGGGCGCCCAGUACCACCCCUAAAGUCGAAACUUGCCCCACGCGCGUGCAAGACGUUCGAUGACAUGAAAGAUACAGUUAUUCCAGCCCUAAUUCUGUUGGGGCCCUCUCUCCAUUACGAUCCCAUUUUGAUGUACAAGAUAAUUCGAAUACUACGAACUGCACGCUCAUUGCAACAAGAUCCUCUGCACCACGAGACUCUGACGGUACUUGACGCCGCCAUACUGCCGGCGCUCACCUUGAUGGAAGGAAACUGUUGUAUGUCUGAGGAAGUGUACACCUUGCUCAAACUCUACCCUUAUCAGUGCAGAUACUGCCUGUAUUCUCGUUGGAAGAACGAAUCAGGCGAACGAAUUCCUUCAUUAAUGCGUGUUCGAGGCAACUCCCUACAGCGCAUUAAGCAUAUCAUGAAGAGAGUGUCCAAAGAAAACACCAAGCCUCAAGGUCGCCUCAUAGGGAAGCUAUCACACGCUGCUCCGGCGUUCUUGUUCGACUAUAUGCUUUUACAGAUACAAACAUACGACAAUUUGAUUGGGCCCAUUGUAGAAUCUCUGAAGUACCUCACUUCUUUAUCUUUGGACGUACUUGGCUAUUGCCUGUUGGAGGCGCUAAGUGUGGGCAGGGGGUCGGUGAGCGGGGCGGCGCAUCCGCCGUGGCUGCAGGCGUUGGCGGCCUUCGCCGGGGCUGCUUUUAAGAAGCACAAUAUCGAACUCACUGCGCUGUUGCAGUUCGUGGCUAAUAGACUUAAAGCCCAGCAAAGCCAAGAUCUCUUGAUUCUAAAAGAGAUAGUGCAAAAGAUGGCCGGCAUCGAAGCCGUCGAAGAAAUGACACCUGAACAAUUGGACGCCAUGGCGGGAGGCGAAUUGCUCAAAGGAGAGGCUGGAUACUUCUCUCAAGUAAGAAACACGAGGAGGUCAUCAGCGCGACUGAAAGAGGCCAUAGUGGGGAAUAACUUGGACAUUAGUCUCUGCAUACUGUCUGCUCAGCAGCGACAUUGCUGUGUUUGGAAAGAAUAUGAAGACGACAAUCCGUCGAGCGGUGAAGCCCCAGGGUCACAGCUGAAGGUUGUGGGCCGCUUGGCAGAUCAAUGCCAAGACGCUUUGGUACAGCUUGGCACCUUCCUCGCUUCGUCCCAUGCACCUGACGAAUAUGCCGCCAGAUUGCCGCCUCUCCAGGAACUUCUUCGUGAUUAUCACGUAGAUGCUGACGUCGCAUUCUUCCUCCACCGGCCAGUACUAGCUCAAAAAAUAGCUGCCAAGUGUGAAUAUUUACGUAAAAGCUCUGAAGUAAAGUCUAGUAAUUUGGAGAAGACCAUAGAAAUAUAUACUACAGCAGCUAAAGAUUCUCUGGAACCAAUAUUACAUGCUAUAACUCCUUUAUUGCCUUCUAGAGUUUGGGAGGACAUUUCGCCGGAAUUUUAUGUAACCUUUUGGUCUUUGUCCAUGUACGACCUGCGAGUACCCGUUGAAAGUUACGAGAGGGAAGUCGGACGCUUGAAGUCUUCUGCAGCUGCCGCCGCCAAAGACAACUCGCAAGGCACUAAAGGAAAGAAGGAGCAGGAGCGUUUUAACACACUUAUUGACAAAUUGCAGGAGGAGCGUCGUCGCCAGUCGGAGCACGUGUCUCGCGUGCUGGCGCGACUGUCGCGCGAGUGCCGCGGCUGGUUCCCCGCACGCGCGGCUAAGUCAGCUAAGAACGAAACGGUGACGCGGCUGAUGCAGCUGUGCCUCUUCCCGCGCUGCGUGUUCACGGCCGCCGACGCGCUCUACUGCGCGGAGUUCGUGCACACGGUGCAUGCGCUUAAGACUCCCAACUUCUCCACGCUGCUUUGCUACGAUCGGCUGUUUUGCGACAUCACGUACUCGGUGAUGUCAUGUACGGAGGGUGAGGCGGCGCGCUACGGUACGUUCCUCUGCAAAGUGCUGGGCACAGCCAUGCGUUGGCACGCCGAUAAGAGCGUCUUCCAGCGCGAGUGCGCCGACUACCCUGGCUUCGUCACUAAGUAUCGCGUCUCCAAUCAGUUCACCGAAGCCAAUGACCACGUUGGAUAUGAGAACUACAGACAUGUGUGCCACAAGUGGCACUACAAGAUCACUAAGGCAAUGGUGGUAUGUCUCGACUCUGGUGACUACGUGCAGAUCCGCAACGCGCUGAUCGUGCUCAUCCGCGUCCUGCCGCACUUCCCAGUGCUAGAAAAACUCGCACAGAUCAUCGAGAGGAAAGUCGAAAAGGUUAAAGAGGAGGAGAAGAACCAAAGACAAGACCUGUACGUAUUGGCGACGGGGUACAGCGGACAGCUGCGUAACAAAGUUUCUAACAUGAUGCGAGAAAGUGACUUCCACCAAGUGGUACAAUUGCAGGUGAUUGAGAAACACAAGGCCGCGGUGGUGCCGCCCACCGUCCUCAAAGAAGAUCCCCCAGCCUCUAAGCACGAAGAGUCCGUAAUGUCACCGCCUCAUGUUCUAGAAGUUGAAAAGCGAGAGUCUCGAAAUAGCGACAGGCGCCGUGACGAUUCUGACCGUGAAAAGGAAUCCAAACGUGAACGAGCGACUGUCAAGGAAAGGGUUAAAGAAGAAAACAGGAGUAAAGAGCGUUCACCAAGAGAAAGAUCGCAUAGAGAGGAGCGCUAUUUGGAAUCGGUGUCCCCGCCACACGAUCAUCGUCAACCGGUGUCUGAUGACGUUGAACGAGAUGUUAAGCGUCGUAAAGUAGAAACCAGCGGCAACGGUAAGGGUAGCAAAGAGUUGGAUGAACGUUCCCCCGAGAAAGAAAAGAGAAAGACUAAACUUAGAGGGGAUGAACGUAAAGAGCGUAAGAUGAGCCGUAAAAGGGACAGAGCUGAAGAUUCAGCGAUCCUAGAGCAGAAAAGGCGACGGGAAGAACAGAAAGCGAUCUUGAAAAUGGGUAGUCAUCAAAAUGGAUCCCAAGAAGACCACCACUAUGAGAAAUAUCAUAAAAGGGAAAAAUCUCCCUACAGAGAUCGUUCACACGAAGAACCGAGAGAAAAACAUACCAGAAGACCAAAUGAGUCAAAAAUACGAAGAUAAGAUAGCAGCACAAGCCGACCAGUGGAAGUAUUUGUGCUACAUUGUCGUUUGACGUGCCCCCAGGAGCAAAAAUUAUAAUAAAAUCUUGAU